CAAUACCUCCUUCAGAACGUGGAGACAUUGAUUGGUGUAAGGAGAUUGGUCGUGACCAUGUCACGUUGUGGCAUGACGGGUGCUCUAUCCACGUGACGCAUUAAGAACUGAGGACGUCGUGAGCAAGGCUUCAUCGGCUGUUUGUAACAAGAGUGAUCAGUGAAAUACAUUCUGUGUAGAAAUAAGUAUUCGUUCCUGCUUUUUUCAGACUCUGAGGAAAACUAAAUCAAGUUACUUUAGAUUCAGCUGAUUGAAGAACAAGCCGUCAGAGACGUAACAUACAUCUCCACCAUCGACGAUUACAUAUCCAGCUAUCUUGAAAACCUCUGAGAUCACAAAUCAGAACAUUUACAUCACGUAGCAGAUCGUGUAAAGGUAAUUCCAAAACACCAUCUUAUCUGCAAUGCUUUACAAUGAUGCCUCAAGAAUCGUGAUCGAAAACCUGUCCACAUCUGAAGACGUCUUGAGUGGAAACAUACCGGAAGCCCAACCCAAGGGUCACGUGGACGUGCGAGAGAAGUGGGAAGCAGACGAUCUGUUUGACUCCACGUUCGUCCUUCCCUCCAACUGUGAGUGGUGGCAGCACAUGGCGGAUCUCUCACAUGAUGAAAGCCACAGCGACUCUGACGUGAUGGAUCUGUACGCUGGUGAGUACUUCAACUAUUCCAGCCUGCGGGACGAUGUGGACACUGCAGAUGACGUCAACGAGGAUCGUGCUGUUCCCGAGCGUGUGUACCAUCUGGACACGAGGUGGACAACAAUAUGGGGUCUGGACAUCAUCUGGGAGGACGAGAACGAAAAGAAAAUCUAGUCUAGUGGGAGACGUUACAGUGAGGUGUGCAUGGUCUGUACAUGGCAUCAUUGUAAUAAAGGUUCGUUCUCAUGUCA
Haliotis rufescens (red abalone) is the source of this 888-nucleotide messenger RNA. RefSeq lists its product as uncharacterized. The record is from RefSeq and is a predicted model, not a curated record. The transcript is spliced from 2 exons. Bases 404 to 811 code for a protein of 135 amino acids. NCBI's taxonomy places the organism in Eukaryota, Metazoa, Mollusca, Gastropoda, Lepetellida, Haliotidae.